This is a messenger RNA of Lolium perenne, 1038 nucleotides long. Lineage: Eukaryota; Viridiplantae; Streptophyta; Magnoliopsida; Poales; Poaceae. The record is from RefSeq and is a predicted model, not a curated record.
AUGGGACUUGGUCUGAUACGCCUCGAAGGCCACCAGAGGCGAAGUUACGAUGUCGUCUUCCGCUGCCCUAGCCGCCGCCGCCGCCUCAGUGCAGCCGCCGCCGGCUCGUCUCCGCUUGCCGCCUGCCGCCUCCGUGCAGCCGCCGCCGGCUCCUGUCUCCUGCCUGCCGCCGCCUCCGUGCGGCCGCCGCGGCGCUGCCCCGCCUGCCGCCGCUCCUAUGCUGCCGCAGGCGGCGCCUAUUCUUCCGCCGGCGCUCGCCCGCUUCUCGAACGGCGGCAUCGCCCCCGGCGCUGCGAUGUCUCCCUUCGCCCCGCUCUCCACUCUAACCGCGGGUGCGAUGUUUCGAGCCAGAUCGCUCCUGUGCCGGGCUUCGUCUCGCCGCCGAUCGUCUCCACGGUGCCUGCGCCUACGUCGCUUGCGUCUCCGAUCACGGCGGCUCCAGCGCUGCCUUCGGCUCCACUGCCUACACCGACCGCCCCUCCUCCGUCGACGGUCGCUGCUGCCGCUCCGCUCGGGUUCUACUUCAACCCUACCCCGGAGCACUUCAACGCCCUUGCACUCUACCAGGGGCUCCUGCAGGCCGGCUCCUCGUCGAUGCCGUCGUCCUCGUUCGCGCCAUCGGUCCCCCUGGGUGGCCUCGCCUCUGAUCCCUAUGGGUAUGGUGGUGCAUAUGGUGGCGCGCACCAACUCGGGCUUCUCCGGGCUCCCGCUCCUACGCCUACUGCUGCUCCGCCUGGCCCGUCAUAUGGUGCGGCUCCGCCCCCUGGCGUGCCCUCACCUGCUGCCUAUGCAAUGGCCGGCGCACCUGCGGGCGGCGUGGCGCCCUUCUACAUCGCCCACCUUAUCCCGGUGAAGCUGUCGCCGGAUAACUACCUGGCAUGGCGUGCCCAGGUGCUCCCUCUGCUUCGGAGCCGUCACCUCGAGGGCUUCAUCGAUGGCUCCCUACCGUGCCCUCCGUCGUAUCAUCCGGCCUAUCAUCAGUGGGUGGCGCAGGAUCAAGCCAUCCUCUCUCGGGAUUCGGUCUUCCUUGAUCGUUAG